CUCAUAGUUCUUCGUAGGAGCUGUUCUGUACUAUAUUUGGAGUUCUUCAUCUUCCUGCCUCCCAACUCUGUGGACUGGAGUCGUUUGCUCUACUCAGCAUUUCGCUCUGCGACAUAUUAGUGUGCGGCAAGCCGGCCCGGGGAGCCUCUUGACUUGAUUAGGUCGUAGCACUGGAAAAGCGAGGGUUGAUCUGAAAUGUGUGGAAGAGUAGUAAUUUAGUUGUCGGAGUCUUCCAGGGACCUCGGCCAUCUUCAUCAUGCUCAUCUUCUCGAGGUCUUCAAGUGAUCCACUCAUUUGCUGGAUUCUCCGUCUCCUGCCACCUCUGGCUUUACUGUCGAUAAAAGUUGCAUCAUCAUCGCAGAAGCAUGUCGUAUUUAUGGGCGUUGUAGGGAAUUCAUCUCCAAAGUCAUCCGGAAGAACAAGUCCUGAGGAAAAAGACACUCAGAUGAUCCCUCAGAUGAAUUUCCUAUGCCUCUAGCGGAUGGAUUGGCGACUCUGUGACGCGCUAUACGUAUAUCGAUUACGUGUACCGUUUACACCAUCGUGGGCGUUCUGGAGCAGGAGGUGGAAGACACAGGAAUAGGAAUGAAGUAGUGGAAGCAGUCGAGGCCCAGAACCACCAUGAGGUGGAACAAACUACGGACGACAAAAAUCAUGAAAACGAUGUGAGCUUUGUGGACGAGGGAUCUCAGGUCGCUUCGGCCACAUCAAGCCUAGAGUCAUCAGAAAAUAGUGAUAGUGUAAUAUCUGAACAUGAACAAACACAAACCCCUGCUGCCGUGGUCAACGAGGAGAGACGUGAGAGUACGACAAAUAAACAACAACUACCGUAUCAUAAGAGGAGCAAAAGGGGAGGGGGUGAUGAACAUGAAGAUGAGCUCACUCCGAAGGCUAUGCUGUGGGAACGCCUCCACGGAAAUUGGAGCAGCUAUCACAAGUUCAGUACGGCCGCUUUUGAUGGUCACAUGACGUGUGAAUGCUAUCGUGCGGGGUAUAAAGUUCAAACGAUGGCAGAGAUCGAGGCCGAAGCAAAAAAAACGGGUGCUUGGCCCCCCGCGUGGGUGAACACUGUAGUCGAGAACCGCCAUUACCGGGACCCCGAAACUGGCGAUACGCACACUUUCUUUAGUUAUCUGGGCGAUCACGGUGGAUGCCGCGGAGCAAGCGCCGACAUUCCCAACGGGUUUCGGUUUCCUGCGAAUAUCCGAGAAGGAUACAGGGAUGGUUUCGCAUAUGAUGGUCUGGAUCUCGAGUUUAUGUUAAGGCUGAUGUCUCAUCUUCUUCAUCUUAAUUCAUCUUUGCUCCUGCGCCUGCGAGCAUCAGCAUCGCAAUCACUUCUCCUAAAGAGUAUGUAUUUGUACCCUGCUUCGCAUAUUACUGCAACUGCGAAGCAAGAUUCUCGUAGUCUUUGGUCUUCUGAAUUAUAUCGCAUGCUUUUCAGGGUCCUCGUGGUUCUCGGAGGUCAGGCGGGCUGAAUUACGGACAGGUACAGCAUUAAUCAGGCUCAAGCAUGUUGUGAAGCAUUUAGAAUUUGAUGAAAAACCCGCACGAAGACUGCUGCAGGAGCCGAGUGGUGCAUCGAAAAAAAUGGGACCGCAAAGGGGUCGUGAACAUAGCGACCGCGUUAGUAGUACAGAAGAAGGCAUGAUAGGCAAGAACAACCACAAUCAUUAUGGCAGUAAGACCACGAAAUGCAGCUAGUGCUUCAACACCAGGUGUACUUCUCUUCCCGUUACUCCAGGUUUCAAAAACUACAAAAAAAGUAAAUGUACUUUUAGAAAUUUCAAUUUGAGUGGUGGAUCAUGAGGAUGCAUUUCCUACUUCUUCCCAUUCCCUGACCUUCCAUGAUAGAAAAGUUUUCACCGCAGCACUACUUCUUCUAAAAGAGGAAAGAUCAUGAUCUUGAUCACAGUUGCUGUGGCACUGAGAUAGUUGUAGAUGUGAAUUUUAAGAAUAGUAGUAGCACUACUUGUUCUUCUAGUACAAGUACUCCUCGUCCGAUGCUGCCGGAAGCCGAAAGGCAGAAAGACAAAGACCAUCACGAUCAACGGCAGAGGGAAAGCAGCAUGACAAAUAAUCGAGUGACGCAUCUGAGUAAGGCUUAUCGCAAUACAUCUUAGCACAUUUUUAAUUAUCUCUCUGUCUCUCGGGCUCCACCUUAGGUUCUGAGAAUAUGUGGGUAGAAAUUAACUAAGUCGUGAAGUAUUCUGCGCUAAUCUCAUACUAAAUUUUGGAUGGUGGCCACAUUUUCGGGACCUAGACCGAUUGCCGCAGAUAUUCUCCGCAGCGAGGUCAGUUGUGUCUGGCAAAGCAGAUCGGGUUCUCUGGAAAGAUAGGGAUAGCAGAUAUUACUUGAUAUUCGUGUCUGCUCGUCUCUGGUUUCAACGAAUCAUGCACGUUACUUAACUUUUCACCACUUUCUUUUCAAUUGCAAAUAUUUGUACUUCAUCUCAAUUUCUCAGAUGCGGGUGGUGAGUUACGCCGACGAAUGAUGUUUGUUCAAGAAAUUAUUAUUAUUACCAAACAUAAUUAUCAAAUCUCUCCUCUUUGUCUUAGACAGAAUGACUCCUGUUACACUACGACCACUACGCAGACGUCCAUUUUCAUCAAGUAACAUCAAACCAGCACAGUCUGUAGCCAUACUAAAACGUGGAAUAGUUGUCUAACUCGAGGGGUACUCCAGCAGCUGAUGGACGGCCAACACCGUUUGUGGAGCUGGAAAGGCGUGUUCGAAGCUUGGCUGCCAGUGGAGCGCUGACUUAUGUGCCAUUUCCGCGUACAUGGGCAGAAGUCGGUGAAAAAUGCUUCUGCGACCGGGUCCAUUUCUGCUGUCCAGAAAUAUACGCGGAGCAUAACCAACUCAUCGAGGCGCAUAUUUAUGGAAAAGGCCUGCAGUAA
Molecule: messenger RNA, 2898 nt
Organism: Amoebophrya sp. A25
Lineage: Eukaryota; Dinophyceae; Syndiniales; Amoebophryaceae
Source: the annotation of a GenBank genome assembly